Molecule: messenger RNA, 124 nt
Organism: Dentiscutata erythropus
Lineage: Eukaryota; Fungi; Glomeromycota; Glomeromycetes; Diversisporales; Gigasporaceae
Source: the annotation of a GenBank genome assembly
AUGUCUAAAAAACAAAGAAGCAAAAUCAAUAUUGAACAGAAUAACAAAAGUGUUGCAGCAAAUAUUGAGAGAAUAGCGGAGAUAAAGCAGUUGUUUAAGAAGGGUAUUGUAAAAUGGAUUGAGA